Sorghum bicolor (sorghum) is the source of this 1947-nucleotide messenger RNA. Its product is annotated as auxin-responsive protein IAA2. NCBI's taxonomy places the organism in Eukaryota, Viridiplantae, Streptophyta, Magnoliopsida, Poales, Poaceae. The transcript has 5 exons. Gene Ontology annotation, cellular component: nucleus. Bases 375 to 1451 code for a protein of 358 amino acids. Gene Ontology annotation, biological process: regulation of DNA-templated transcription. The record is from RefSeq and is a predicted model, not a curated record. Gene Ontology annotation, molecular function: protein binding.
CCGCAACCCACACUCGCACUUGGGCUAGCAGCAGCUCUUGAGUCCUGACGCGCAGGGAGAGACAGACAGAUAGAGGCGGCCGACGAGCGACGCGGAUCGGUAGCCAUUGCUCGGCGGCCGGGGCAGCCACGGCCACCAUCAUAGCUCCUGCCGGCUUCCUCCUGCCGUCCUGGCCCUGCUCCCGUUCCCCUUCCCGGCGCGCUCACCUGUGUCUGCGGCCUAGCCUAACCUAGCUUCUACAGCUACGAGAGAGAGAGAGAGAGAGAGUAGCAACCGAGAGCUGCGAGAGAGAGAGAGGUCAGAACGGAACAGAGGAGCUAGCUAGCAACUGUAGCUCUGCUGCGACUGGACCUUGCACACACCUGCAGCUUUGAAUGCGCAGGUCUCGGCCGUCCGGUCUCCCAAAGCACUCGAGCCCCCUUCCCUUGUCCCUUGCCGCCUUUUGGUCACCUCGGGCACCGCGAGCUAGGGCGCAGCACCUGUGCCUGUUCCUCUCCUGUUCACCGCUCCCUCUCUCUCUCUCUCUCUCUCUCUCUCUCUCUCUCUCUCUCGCAGGCCAGGCAGGGGGGGCAGCCGUUCCUUUCCUCCCCGCCGGUCGCCAUCCCCCUCUUCGCUCAUUUACUGCUCGCUACGACUCCUCGUGCGACCAUCUCCUGACCGUGAGCUUGAGGGACGCGGCGGCGAUCAUGGCGUGGCGUGGCCCGCUCGGAGCCGGAGACGCCGGGGACAGCGGCCUCGAGCUCAGCCUCGGCCUCCCGGCCUACUUCGCCAAGCCAUCAUCAGGUUUGGACGUCGCCGCCGGCGAGGAGUCCGGUGAGGCCUCUGCUUUCGCUCACCAGGCUGCCAAUGGGAGCAAUGGCUCCAAAGCAAGGGUCAGGCCAGCACCCGCGGCGCCGGUGGUUGGGUGGCCGCCGGUGCGGUCGUUCCGGAGGAACCUGGCCUCGUCCUCCUCCUCAAGGCCGUCGCCGCCGUCGUCGUCGGGUCACCACAAGGUUCAGGACGGCGGCGCGCACAAGGGCGGACUGUUCGUGAAGAUCAACAUGGACGGCGUGCCGAUCGGGCGGAAAGUGGACCUCACCGCGUACGGCGGCUACGCCGACCUCUCCGCCGCCGUCGGCAAGCUCUUCCGCGGCCUGCUCGCCGCUCAGAGGGACCCGGCCGCGACGGCGGGUGGCGAGGCGGCGGCGGAGGAGGAGGUGCAGGAGCCGGUGAUCGGCGGCGACUACACGCUGGUGUACGAGGACGACGAGGGAGACAGGGUCCUUGUCGGCGACGUCCCCUGGGAGAUGUUCGUGGCCACCGCCAAGAGGCUGCGCGUGCUCAAGAGCUCCGACGUGCCGGCAUCGUCGGUGAGUCCGCACCUGCCCUCACCGUCCGUUCCGGCGAGCGAAGCUUUCGCUCGGCAAGUGCACAUUUUUGCACCUGCGACUGCGAAACCGAUGAGUAAUUGACACGCAUGUCGUUGUCUCUCUUGUUUCGCAGCUGAGAGCAGGGGGCAGGAAGAGGGCUGCAGCCGAUUGCUGAAACUGUUCGGCAUCAUGUGCUUGUAAAAAGUCUCGAGUGGAGGAGACGACGAAAGGAGUGGCCAGGGCUCAGGCUGUGUCCCAGGCCUUUUUUUGCUGUCUUUCUGCUAGUAGUACUAGCUAGCAGUGUUGGGUGCCAGUAGUAAAGUAGGGAAGGAGUAUAUGGGAACAAAGUCAUGACGGUAUUAAUGUCAUGUAGUGCAAGAUUAGAAGUGGUAGUACCUCAUUAGUACUCUUGGGUGUUAAUGAAUCUAUGGUCUUUUGUUUUGGGAUAUAUUUUGACGUUUUAAAUUAAGCUGUAUACUAUGUAUGCACGCGUCAAAUUUCGGUGUGUUUGUGCUGAUCUCACACGAACGUGUUUCCGUGUGACCUUAUAAGCAAAAUUGCUAACUUGGCAGUGUCAUUAAAUGAAGGAGUUUUAUUA